UUUUUUUUUUUUUUCCUUUUUUUUUUCUUUCCCCAAAGGCUGCCUCAUUUUGGAGAUGCAGUGACAAGAUAAUGGAGUGAAAGUCUCUCAUUUCCAGGCAAGAAAAUUUCAGGAGUCAGAGAAAGGAAGGAGCAAGUUACAUAGCAGAAAUACGAAAGAGGACAGUAGUAAAGAACUGAAAAUAAAAUCAGAGGAAACAGGUGGAAGGCUGGCAUAAAGCUGGGAGAUAUUUUAGACUGAAACUGGUGUGGUUUUCUCUCUUUCUUUUUUUCUUUUUUCCUUUCCCUUUUUUUAAAGUUUUUUUAAAAAUUGGUUUUAUUGUUGAUUUUAAAAUCUAAGCUGAUUUUGGAGAUCUCUGCAGUAACCAGGCUGCUUUAGAGUAGAACAGCUUCCCCAACGUGUCAUUUUCUCUCUCCCUGCCUGCUGUCUGCUGUUGCUGCUGCUGACAGAAACGUGUUAGGAAAGCAGAAAGAGAAAAUGCCAGCCAUCCUGGUGGCCUCCAAAAUGAAAUCGGGACUACCUAAACCCGUACACAGCGCUGCUCCAAUCCUGCAUGUCCCAACGGCCAGGACCAUCCCACAGCCCUGUUACCUGAAGUUUGGGAGCAAGGUGGAGGUAACGAAGCCAUUGUAUUCCAGCCAGAUUCCUCUCAAAUCUUCCAGUGGACAAGAAAACACAGGAGAUGGCCUCCCAGCAAGGAAGAGUAGCUCAGUAGAAAAUGGAUUUGACACACAGAUUUAUACAGAUUGGGCUAAUCACUAUCUAGCAAAAUCUGGUCACAAAAGGUUGAUAAAGGAUCUACAGCAAGAUGUGACUGAUGGAGUCCUGCUAGCUGAAAUAAUCCAAGUUGUAGCAAAUGAAAAGAUUGAAGACAUCAAUGGCUGCCCAAAAAAUAGAUCUCAAAUGAUUGAAAACAUAGAUGCAUGCCUGAGUUUCUUGGCUGCUAAGGGGAUUAACAUCCAGGGGCUGUCAGCAGAAGAAAUCAGGAAUGGGAAUCUAAAGGCCAUCCUGGGCCUCUUCUUCAGCCUGUCUCGGUACAAGCAGCAGCAGCAGCAGCAGCAGCCACAGCACCAUCCGUCCCAGCAAGCAGGGCCUCCAUCCCAGUGCCAAGUGGGCGUCCCUCAGCAGCAGGUACCAGCUCUGCUCCAGACUCCGUGCCAACAGCCCCCACAAGCUGUGCAGCAUCAGUUCAAAGCACAACCAGAAAUGCAGUCCAGUGCAUCUCCCAGGGACUCAUCUCAAAGCAAAAUCAUCCGAUUCACUCUUGGUCAGAAAAGGUCUUCUAGGCUUCCAGGUCCCACCACGAGGGUGUCCACUGCAGGCAGCGAGGCCAAAGCUCGUGGUUCCAUCAGUGCCAACAACCGACGCAGCCAGAGUUUUAACAACUAUGACAAAUCUAAGCCUGGACUUCUCCCUCCAGCCCCAACAAAUAGCAAUGACAAAGAGCCUGCAGACAGCACGGCUUUCCAGCCCACAGGAAUGAAUGAAAAUGUCUCACCCUCUGUUCAAAGCUGCGGUACUGCUGUUCCUUGCAAUAACUCCUCAGCCAUCCCUCAGCCCAGCUCUGCUAUUAAACCUUGGCGCAGCAAGUCCCUCAGUGCCAAGCACACAGCGACGUCUUCCAUGUUAUCCGUGAAGCAACCAGCACUGGAGCCUCCAAAGCCACCCUCAGAAAUCACCAAAACAGCUCCCAACGGUCAGAAAUCCAUGCUGGAGAAACUAAAACUCUUCAACAGCAAAGGGGGCUCCAAAGCAGCAGGGACAACACUGGAGUGUCCGGGCUCUCGGGACAACAGCUGUGAAAAGCUGGAGACGCUUCUCACCUUUGAGGAGAGCGAAGAAAUUGAUGCCACCAAUCAGAAUGUCAACAACCUGGGAUCGAUGUCCAGCAGCCCCAAAAUUGCACUCAAGGGAAUUGCACAAAGGACUUUCAGCCGUGCACUGACUAAUAAGAAAAGUUCUCCAAAGGGUAAUGAGAAGGAAAAAGAGAAACAAAAAGAGAAAGAAAAGGAUAAAAGUAAAGACAUAACAAAUAGAACAUCCAUCACUGAGAAGCUGGACCUGAAGGAGGAACCUAAAGAACAGACAGCAGUAACAACAACAACAGAGAUGCCAAAAAAGUCGUCCAAGAUCACAAGCUUGAUCCCUAAAGGAGGGAAGCUGAACAGUGCCAAGAAGGAGGCCUCUGCCCCUUUGCACAGUGGAAUACCAAAACCAGGGACAAAAAACACCACAGGGAAAUCCUCAAGUGCCCCUGUUCCUGCAAAGGAAGGCGAGAGGAGCCGUGGCGGGAAAGCCGGCUCAGGGCUCUCACAUCAGAAGUCCCAGCUGGACAGCCAUCAUUCCAGCUCCUCCUCCAGCCUGGCUUCCUCUGAGGGGAAGGGCGUUGGGGGCCCCCACAGCAGUAGCAGCAGCCAGGCCGUGAACGGGCCUGCAGUGACAACCCACACCACAGGCAGCAACACCGUGAGUGUGCAGCUACCUCAUCCUCAGCAGCAAUACAGCCACCCCAACACCGCCACCGUCGCACCCUUCAUGUACAGAUCUCAGACAGACAAUGAAGGGAACGUAACAGCCGAGGCCAGCACAGGAGGGUUCAGCAUGGAUUCUGCUCUUUAUGUCAAAACUGCCCAGCCUGCUGUCGAGGACCUCUCAGGAGAGGAUCCAGAGACUCGGCGGUUGAGAACUGUGAAAAACAUCGCUGACCUUCGGCAGAACCUGGAGGAAACCAUGUCCAGUUUGCGGGGAACCCAGGUCACCCACAGCACAUUGGAGACCACAUUUGACACCAACGUCACCACUGAGAUCAGCGGGCGCAGCAUCCUCAGCCUGACGGGCCGGCCAACGCCGCUGUCCUGGAGACUGGGCCAGUCCAGCCCGCGGCUGCAGGCUGGCGACGCGCCGUCCAUGGGGAACGGGUACCCCCCCCGGGGGAACGCCAGCCGCUUCAUCAGCACCGAGCCUGGUGCCGGGCGCUACCUGUACUCAGCACCGCUGCGGCGGCAGCUGGCCACACGCGGCAGCAGCGUCUGCCACGUGGACAUCACCGACAAGGCUGGCGACGACAUCGACCUCGAGGGCAUCACCAUGGAUGCCUCCGGAUACAUGAGCGAUGGCGACGUGCUGGGCAAGAACAUCAGGGCUGACGACAUCACCAGUGGGGUAAAAAUUGGGAGUCUCUAUAGUCGGAAAUGGGAUGACAGCAGCUCUGUCAGCAGUGGGAUCAGUGACACCAUAGAUAAUCUCAGUACCGAUGACAUUAACACCAGCUCCUCUAUCAGCUCCUAUGCCAACACACCUGCCUCCUCCCGCAAGAACUUAGAUGCACAGACUGAUGCAGAAAAGCAUUCCCAGGUGGAACGGAAUUCCUUAUGGUCCAGUGAUGAAGUCAAGAAAUCCGACGGGGGAUCUGAUAGUGGCAUAAAAAUGGAGCCGGGAUCUAAAUGGAGGCGGAAUCCUUCUGAUGUGUCAGAUGAGUCUGAUAAAAGCACUUCUGGUAGGAAGAACACUGUUAUUUCCCAGACGGGCUCCUGGCGACGGGGCAUGUCAGCUCAGGUUGGCAUUACCACACCAAGGCCUAAACCUUCAACUGCCCCAGGCACAUUAAAGACACCUGGAACAGGGAAAACUGAUGACGCCAAGGUAUCAGAAAAGGGUAGACUAUCUCCUAAAGCUGGACAUGUUAAACGUUCCCCAUCAGAUGCAGGACGCAGCAGUGGUGAUGAAUCCAAAAAGCUUCCCACAAGUAAUUCUAGGACAGCUGCUGCUAAUGCUAAUACAUUUGGAUUUAAGAAACAGAGCGGGUCAGCCGUAGGCAUGACCAUAAUCACUGCCAGUGGGGCAACUCUCACCAGUAGAUCGGCUACCUUGGGAAAGAUCCCCAAGUCAUCUGGACUCAUGGGUAGGACCACUGGUCGGAAGACUAGUGUUGAUGGCUCCCAGAACCAGGAUGAUGGCUACUUAGCACUUAGUGCACGAACUAAUCUUCAGUACCGUAGCUUACCCCGGCCCAGUAAAUCCAGUAGCAGAAGUGGAGCUGGGAAUAGAUCUAGCACAAGUAGCAUAGACUCCAACAUAAGCAGCAAGUCAGCUGGUUUGCCUGUCCCUAAAAUCAGAGAACCUGCCAAGGUAAUCCUUGGAAGCUCUCUGCCAGGAUUAGUCAACCAGACUGAUAAAGAGAAAGGGAUUUCGUCUGACAACGAAAGCGUGGCUUCAUGUAAUUCUGUUAAAGUGAACCCUGCAUCACAGCUGGCUGCUAGCGGAGCUCAGAGUACCCACCAGCAAGGAGUCAAGUACCCCGAUGUGGCUUCUCCCACUCUGCGCAGACUUUUUGGUGGCAAGCCUAGUAAACAAGUUCCCAUCACAACAGCUGAAAAUAUGAAAAACUCAGUAGUCAUCUCCAACCCUCACGCUACCAUGAACCAGCAGGGUAAUCUUGACUCCCCAUCUGGCAGUGGUGUGCUGAGUAGUGGGGGCAGCAGUCCCCUUUAUGGUAAAAACACAGAUCUCAACCAGUCUCCACUAGCUUCCAGCCCCAGUUCUGCACACUCAGCUCCUUCCAACAGUUUGACAUGGGGUACCAACGCUAGUAGCUCUUCUGCAGUUAGCAAGGAUGGCAUUGGAUACCAGUCUGUCAGCAGUCUUCACACCAGCUGCGAAUCCAUAGACAUCUCCCUGAGCAGUGGAGGUGGGCUGAGCCAUAACUCCUCCAGUGGCUUGAUUCAAGCCUCCAAGGAUGAUUCUCUGACUCCCUUCAUCCGAACCAACAGUGUUAAGACUACGUUGUCUGAAAGCCCUCUUUCUUCCCCUGCUGCUAGCCCCAAAUUCUGCCGAAAUACUUUGCCCAGGAGACAGGACAGUGACCCACAUCUUGAUAGGAACACUUUGCCUAAGAAGGGACUCAGGUAUACUCCAUCCUCCCAGCUCCGUAGUCAAGAGGAUGCAAAGGAAUGGCUCCGGUCCCAUUCAGCAGGAGGACUGCAGGACACUGCUACCAAUUCUCCAUUUUCAUCUGGAUCCAGCAUAACAUCACCCUCUGGAACUAGAUUUAACUUCUCGCAGCUUGCAAGCCCCACAAGUGCGGCACAGAUGAGCCUGUCCAACCCCAGCAUGCUGCGCACACACAGCCUGUCCAACGCAGACGGGCCCUACGACCCCUAUGGUGACACGCGCCUCCGCAACAGCUCCAUGUCCCUGGAUGAGAAGAGCCGCACCAUGAGCCGCUCCGGCUCCUUCCGCGACGGCUUCGAGGAGGUGCAUGGUUCUUCUCUCUCUUUGGUGUCCAGUACGUCAUCUAUUUAUUCCACACCUGAAGAGAAGUGCCAGUCAGAGAUUCGCAAGCUGCGGAGAGAAUUGGAUGCAUCCCAAGAAAAAGUGUCAGCUCUGACAACUCAGCUGACUGCUAAUGCUCACCUGGUGGCAGCAUUUGAGCAGAGCCUGGGGAACAUGACGAUCCGACUGCAGAGCCUGACCAUGACAGCAGAACAAAAGGACUCGGAACUGAAUGAGUUACGGAAGACAAUUGAACUCCUGAAGAAACAAAAUGCUGCUGCUCAGGCUGCCAUCAAUGGAGUCAUCAAUACACCUGAGCUUAACUGCAAAGGUCCUGGAGCUGCUCAGCCCACGGACCUACGGAUCCGGAGGCAGCACUCCUCAGACAGCGUCUCCAGCAUUAACAGUGCUACUAGCCACUCCAGUGUGGGCAGCAACAUUGAGAGUGACUCCAAGAAAAAGAAGAGGAAGAAUUGGGUCAAUGAGUUACGCAGCUCCUUCAAGCAAGCUUUUGGGAAAAAGAAAUCUCCCAAGUCGGCAUCUUCUCAUUCAGACAUUGAGGAGAUGACUGAUUCUUCCUUACCUUCCUCACCAAAGCUACCACACCACAACACCACUGUUUCAACACCACUGCUGAGAACUUCCCACUCCAAUUCCCUUAUUUCUGAGUGCACUGACAGUGAGGCUGAGACGGUGAUGCAGCUGCGAAACGAGCUGCGGGACAAGGAGAUGAAGCUGACGGACAUUCGCCUGGAAGCCCUCAGCUCUGCCCACCAGCUGGACCAGCUGCGCGAGGCCAUGAACAGGAUGCAGAGUGAGAUUGAAAAGUUAAAAGCAGAGAACGAUCGGCUGAAAUCUGAAAACCAUGGCAGCUGUAGCAGGGCUCAGUCUCAGGUUUCCAUCUCCUCCUCCCCCAGACACUCAGUGGGUCUCUCUCAACACAGCCUGAACCUCACGGAGUCAAUCAGUCUUGACAUGCUGUUGGAUGACACUGGAGAUGGCUCUGGCCGGAAAGAAGGAGGCAGGCAUGUCAAAAUACUCGUCAACUUCCAGGAUGAGAUGAAAUGGAAGGAGGAUUCCAGGCCUCGCACCUUCCUCAUAGGCUGCAUUGGAGUCAGUGGGAAGACCAAGUGGGAUAUUCUGGAUGGGGUUGUAAGACGCCUGUUUAAGGAGUACAUCAUCCACGUGGAUCCUGUAAGCCAGCUGGGGCUAUACUCAGACAGUGUUCUGGGCUACAGCAUCGGGGAAAUCAGGCGCACCAACAGUGCAGAGACCCCAGAGCUACUGCCCUGUGGGUACCUGGUUGGAGAAAACAACACUAUCUCAGUUACUAUCAAAGGUAUCUGUGAGAAUAGCCUGGAUGGGCUGGUGUUCGAGUCGCUGAUCCCCAAGCCCAUCCUGCAGCGCUACGUGUCCCUGCUGAUGGAACAUAGGAGGAUCAUCCUGUCUGGCCCCAGUGGCACAGGCAAAACCUACCUGGCCAACCGCCUGUCUGAGUACAUGGUCCUCAGGGAGGGCAGGGAGCUGGCUGAGGGCACCAUUGCCACCUUCAACGUCGACCACAAAUCCAGCAAGGAACUCCGUCAGUACCUGUCCAACCUGGCAGAUCAGUGCAACAGUGAAAAUAAUGCUGUGGAUAUGCCUCUUGUCAUCAUUUUGGAUAAUUUGCACCAUGUUAGCUCCCUAGGAGAAAUCUUUAAUGGACUCCUAAACUGCAAGUACCACAAAUGCCCAUACAUUAUUGGCACAAUGAACCAAGCCACCUCCUCCACACCUAAUCUUCAACUUCACCAUAAUUUCAGAUGGGUGCUAUGUGCAAACCACACUGAGCCAGUCAAAGGCUUUCUUGGCCGUUUCCUGAGAAGAAAACUGAUUGAAACAGAGAUCAGUGGCAGGAUGAGGAAUGCAGAGCUGGUUAAGAUUAUUGAUUGGAUUCCCAAGGUCUGGCAACAUCUGAACAAAUUCUUGGAGGCUCACAGCUCCUCUGAUGUUACUAUUGGUCCACGGCUCUUCCUCUCCUGUCCAAUAGAUGUAGAUGGUUCUAGAGUUUGGUUUACUGACUUGUGGAAUUACUCCAUCAUUCCAUAUCUUCUGGAGGCAGUAAGAGAAGGGCUACAGUUGUAUGGGAGGAGAGCGCCCUGGGAGGAUCCUGCCAAGUGGGUAAUGGACACCUACCCCUGGGCAGCCACCCCUCAGCACCACGAGUGGCCUCCUCUGCUCCAGCUGCGGCCCGAGGAUGUGGGCUUUGAUGGCUACUCUGUGUCCCGGGAAGGCUCCACCAGCAAACAAGUUCCAGUCAGUGAUGCUGAAGGAGAUCCUCUGAUGAACAUGCUAAUGAGACUGCAGGAGGCAGCCAACUACUCCAGUCCCCAGAGUUACGACAGCGACUCCAACAGCAACAGCCAUCAUGAUGACAUCCUGGAUUCCUCUCUGGAGUCAACAUUGUGAUCUCCCUCAGACAGAGGUCGUUUCCACUUGGCAGGAGCCCUGAUCACAGACUCAUGAAAAGAACAUGUUCCUGGGCUAAGGAUCUCAGUAUUAGAGCUGCAAGAACAAGACAUUUGGAGCAAUCUUGAACCUGGGUGCAGGCAACCCAAGUGACCUUUGUAUGGUUUUUCUUUUGACGAUGAUGAGAACUGCACUACUCCUUUGUUUCCUUCUUUUUAGUUGCUGUAAGCUCUCAUGCUUAAGAUCCUGAAGAUGUUAAAAAUAAUCAUCAUUACUAAGUCAAAGGGACUGGGGUGGGGGGCAACUUCACAGCUGUGAAGCAAACAGCUUAGUGCCAUGUACUUUCUGGAAAGAGAGGGGAAAGGGAAUAUUUGCCUAUGCUGCUUCUGAUCAAACACAUUUAUGUGAGGGCUGGACUUUUACCAAUCAGCUUCAUGGAUUAACUCAGCUUCAUGUAGUUCUGGUGCUAUAACAAUACCGCUUCUCUCAGUAAUAAUACUCAGUGAAGGCAAAGCUGCAAAACAGGGAAGUUUGAAUAAAUAUUAAAAAAAUAGAAAAGGAAAAAAAUAAACUAAAACAAAAAGCGCUGCUCUCCUUGCCAGUCUGAGACCUUGGCUUUCUUUCAUUGUGUGUUUAUAAAGAUUAUAUAUAUAAAUAGGAAUAUAUAAAUAUAUAUAUAUACAGUCUGAACAAAUCAGGUUUUUUUCAAACACUGUGUAACAAUCAAUCCUGCUACAAGUGAAAGAUCAGGUAGCCCUUUGCUAGUCAGGGCCCAAUUCUCUUCCUACAUACAUCCACACCACCAGCUGGGCUGACUUCUGUGGUGUUUACACCCCACUAAUCCACCCUGAGAAGAGGGGGCUUCCCUCCUUCACAGAAGUCAGUGGCAGGGCUGUGCUCCAUGGUGUCCUACAGCUGCAAAGGACCCUUGGUAUUUAGUGCAUAGGUAUAGUGAGCUCUGUACACAGAGGUGAGCUACACCCCUGCAAAGGGAUGAGUCAGGCUUCCCGUUUUUAAUUCUUGCCAUGAAAUGUUACAGCUGUUUUCUAAAAACUUUGGGUUUUGUUCAGAGGUUUCAUUCCAAUCAGCACAACCAUAAGGAGGUUAAUUAAAAUUCAGCUCUUUGACAGUUCCAGUGCUACUCUGGUGACAAUAUUUACUUCCAUGACUUUCCUUUUUAAUUGCAAAGUAAAAAAAAAAAUAAUUGUAUUUUAGCAGUAUUCGGGUCUGGGAAAAAAAAGAUAAGGUACUGAGUACUGUGUCUUUUGAGUUUAACUGUGCCAUGCUUUUGAGUUGUGGCAGAGCUGUGAACCUGGUUUGGUUUCUCCUCCUCUGUGAACGCACACACCUACACUAUCAGUGUUAAGGCUUGUACUUGUGUUGGGGAACAAGAACACCUCCCAAAGAGUUGCACUUUCCUGGUGACACCACCAUCCCCAGCAUGUCAGCUGUACCUCAGCCAACACCUCAUUCUUCAGGAGGAAUUCAUAUGAGCCUUUCCAGCUCUCCUUUGGUGCUGACUUUUUAAAGUGAUGCCUUAUUUUGUACUAAUUGUGUUUGAUUAAAUUAGUGCUGUAUAUUAUGGGAUUUUAUUUAAAGAAACAGGGCUAAAGUCAUCUCUUGAAAUAUAAGUUGCUGUGAAUAUUGUUUGUAUGAGAUACUAGAAUUUGUUUAAAUGUGACAAAAAAAGAGGAAAAUGAGAUAACGUUUUGGGUUCAUGUCAAUCCGCAGCUAAUAAAUCACUGAAGAGCUGUUUUAUCCAUGCAGGAGGGACAAAAGAAGCUUUUCAACUCUAAUAAAUUACAGGAAUAUGCUUGUUUUUCAAUGUAAAGGAAGAAAUUUUACUACAAACAUUUUUUCAAGAGCUUGUGGGUUUAAAGCAACAUAAGAGACAAGUUCGUGCUUCUGUGACUCAGCUUGAGAGGAUGGUUUUAUUAUACCUCAUGACUUUCUGUAAUAUAACUGUACUUUGUCUUUCUAAGCUGGUCUUGAAUCUGCUUCUGUUACAACUUCUAAGUGCUGAUUACUUUUUUUUUAAAAGAAAAAUAUUGUAAAAGGAAAAAUUUAAAUAUUUUAAUGGUGGGGGGGAAGAGCUUGGUGUUGUUACUGUUUUAACCUUAUGAACUCUGAUUUCAUUAUUUCACUGAAUGGAAUAAGAAGGGUUACUCAGCCAAUUUUCCUAAUCCAGUUCUUGGUACUAUUAAAAAAAAUGGGUUUGAUCUGUAUAGAAUCAAAUCUAUAGCAUGCUGAUGAUGAGUUUGAGAGGAGUUAAUUUUUCCAGUAGUCUUGACAAUUCUGCUCCCCAGCACUGACUUUACCUGCUACUAAUGUGAAUUUCGGUACCUAAUCCCCCAACUGAAUCCAUGCAGACAGAGCAUGUGCCUGUAAAAAAAAACCCAGUUGCAGGGCUAGGGCUUUAAAUGGACUUGAUAUCCUAGAAAAUGUCUCAGUUGACUUUUAACUGGGUGCUAAAAGACCUGUUUAAAGUAGUGUUUUAUUUGUAGGGAACGGGGUAUUUUUUUUUUUUCUCAUGUUUAAUCCUGUGCUUAAGCUCAGGAAGAAAUUUCUAUUAUCUGUUCUUUUUUAUUGACACUAGCUUGGCUUAAAGUGAGAGAGGCAAUUUUGAAUAGGCUAGACAUUCUGAGCAUCACAAUAUUCCGUGUCUUUUCUGAAACUUCGGGAAGCAGGGUUACCUGUUGUGCACACAUCUUAGUUUUUAUCAAGAUUUUUCAUAGAUUAAGUCUUUCUUAGGUGACUUUCUUCGCAUUUAAGGCUUUUUCAAAACACUUCCUUUUUUUUUUUCCUUUUUUCUCCUCCUUACAAAGUUGGCUUGUUUAAAAAAAUAUCAACAAGAAAUGCAAGAUUCUAUGCAACAUUCAUGUUGAGUUAUAAAUUGGGAGAAUAAACCAUUUUCUUUCCUUCAGAUCUGCCAAGAAUGAUACAGGCCAUAAAUGAAAUGUGGUUUAUUUGGGUAAGGGGAGAGAGGGGGUUGGUUAGCCUUUUUGUAUGUUUUGAAAGAAACAAACUUGAUAUUUCAUUGUUGAUGCUUAACUUCAAUAUUAUGUGUAUGAAAUCUUGUCUAAAUGUGGCAAUUUUCUUUCAAGAAAAGAAUAAUACACAAAAACAAAGCAAAAAAAAAUCUUUGUUGAUAUUAAAUGGAAGGUUGCUGUUUUGAUCUAGUCGUUUCCAGUGGAACAGUUUAUUAAAUAUGUUCUAUAAGAUGUACAUUUUUUCAUUGUAACAUAGAAAUGUAAAUAUUUGAUUAAAAGUGCUGCAUUUUGAUGAAUUUUUUCUAGCCAUUUUUAAAGAGAAAACUAGGAAUUGAGUAUUUUGUGUACAUUUAUGAUGUUUUCCAUUUGCUCCUCUCCCUAUUUAAUUUUCAGUUCUCAUUUAGGAUUGGAAUUUGUGAAUGGUCUGAGAUCAUGCCUUUCCUUUCUCACUCUCACCAUUUCUACCCCUUCCGCACCCCGUGUCAUGGAGAAUAAAGCUUAUGAUUGUACCAGUCUUAAAUUAUUCAUGAUUCAAUAAAAUUGAUGCUUAUUUAUUCAGA
Molecule: messenger RNA, 11269 nt
Organism: Cyanistes caeruleus (blue tit)
Lineage: Eukaryota; Metazoa; Chordata; Aves; Passeriformes; Paridae
Source: RefSeq, a predicted model, not a curated record